Molecule: messenger RNA, 888 nt
Organism: Fragaria vesca subsp. vesca
Lineage: Eukaryota; Viridiplantae; Streptophyta; Magnoliopsida; Rosales; Rosaceae
Product: glucan endo-1,3-beta-glucosidase-like protein 1-like
Exons: 3
Coding region: 168-692 (174 amino acids)
Source: RefSeq, a predicted model, not a curated record
UCUCUCGUAGCAGUAACGGUCACUUUUCCUCUCCAUAUUUCCCCUCUCAAUAAAUUAAGUAAUUAACCAAACCAUCAGAACGGCUACAUCAUUCUUGCCCCUUCUCUUCUCUUCUCUUCUCCCUCUAAAAGCUGCAACCCAGCUUCACUUCAUCUCCUCCCCCCAAAAUGCGCACAAGCUUCCUUCUCUCUCUUCUCCUCCUCCUCUCGCUCGCCGCCCUAUCUACCGCCCAGAACAGCGUAGUCACGACGGAGCUCUGGUGCGUGGCCAAGAACAACGCCGAGGACUCUGCCCUCCAGUCCGCUCUUGACUGGGCCUGCGGGGCCGGCGGCGCCAACUGCAGCCCAAUCCAGCCAGGCGCACCCUGCUACGACGCUUCCGACAUCCAGAACACUGCCUCCUAUGCCUUCAACGACUACUUCCUCAAAAACGGCAUGACCGAUGACAGCUGCAACUUCGAUAACACUGCUGCUCUGACAUCUUUAAAUCCCAGUUUUGGUAAUUGCAAGAUGCCAUCCAGCUUGUCUGGGAGCAAUAGAAGUUCGAGUUCAUCAACAGCAUCAUAUGGGUUGGGACCUAGUCAAGAUCUGAAUGGCAGCAAUAAAGUUUCUCAUCAACUGGUUUUGCUGCCCUUGAUUACCAGUCUUUUGCUCAUUGCCUCCUAUAAUACAUGGGUAAUCUGUCUACCUUGAGUUUAGGUUUUGCUAAUGCAAACAGACUAACAGAGACCCUGUGCUUUUUGGGUUUACAUUAGCAUAUCUAGGUUUUAGAGAUAGGUCCUCAAUGUACUAGAAUUGUGCAAUAGAUCGAUUACUUCGCAUCUGUUUAUCUGUUUGAGCUCUGUAUUUUGAUGGUUACAAAAUCAAGCAGAGAACAUUUGUGUUGCAA